Acanthaster planci (crown-of-thorns starfish) is the source of this 1705-nucleotide messenger RNA. Its product is annotated as muscarinic acetylcholine receptor M2-like. Gene Ontology annotation, cellular component: plasma membrane. Gene Ontology annotation, biological process: G protein-coupled receptor signaling pathway. Lineage: Eukaryota; Metazoa; Echinodermata; Asteroidea; Valvatida; Acanthasteridae. The record is from RefSeq and is a predicted model, not a curated record. Gene Ontology annotation, molecular function: dopamine neurotransmitter receptor activity, coupled via Gi/Go; G protein-coupled receptor activity.
AUGUCGCUCCACCACGUACUUGGGCAUCAUGGCAUGGGCGAUAUGGCAAUGGUUAAUGGUAGUGACCAUCGCAUGGAAGACUACUUCCCUCAGAGCGAGACAAUCUCUUCCUGGAUUCUUUUAGUGGUUUGCGGUGUCUUAAUGUGCAUUACCGUGCCUAGCAAUCUCCUUGUUCUCAGUGCAUUCUCCACGGAGAAGAAACUCCGCACGUACGGCAACUUGUUCAUUAUCAACCUGUGCGUGGCGGACCUGUGCAUAGGGGCCAUCAACAUGCCCCUCACAGUCCUGGAGGAGUCGAUGAAGCUCAUGGGGCGUGCCUGGCCCUUUGGCCACAUUUUUUGCCACUUAAUAAAGACUCUGGAGCACGUUUUCUUGUCAGCGUCCAUUAUGACCGUGCUUAUCAUCUGCAAUGAUCGAUACCAGGCUAUCCGACACCCUUUGUCUCAUCUUCAGGAUCGCAGCACCAGAAGGGCGGGCCUGAAGAUCCUCCUUACCUGGGGCGUGGCCAUUCUUGUGUGGUUGUCCUUCAUCCUGGUCUGGGGCGUGGUUGAAGGCGACGACGCUCUGCCCCAUAUGUUUUGCACUGCAAUGUACAACACUAACCACUAUUCCACAGGAGUAGCCAUUGCCCUAGCAAUGUGGAUCCCUUACCCAGCUAUCCUCAUCAUGUACUGCAGAGUCUAUCGCACUAUCCACGCCGUUAGAAAGGGUAAGCUGAAGAAGUCAACGAUGACCAUGAAGGCUAAGAAUGACACCUCGUCACACGAAGACGACGCAACGACCGAUUUCACCGCAUUUGGCAUCGGGAAUUCCCGCGAAGAGAUUCCGACCAUAUCAGUGAUGACCGUCGAACUCAAAUUUUGCCAGCAGAACAGCGCAGCUCUUGGGCAGCAGGUUUGCAAUCAUAGAGCCGCUGGUACAAGUCUAACCGGGUCCAAGCUAUCCCGCAACCUGAAGACUGAAGACCGAGGUGAACCACCAGAAACCGCUCCCCCAACAGUCUCAACAUCUCUGGACAGGGCAGAAUCAUCCCCGGUUCCAAACGAAAACAUCAACCUGAGACGCUAUAGAAAAAACAAGGCAGAUAACAAGAAAGCCACACUGACCCUCAGCCUCGUUGUAGCCUCUUACGCCAUCUGCUGGCUACCGUAUGGCAUCAUCGUUCCCAUCACCAGCAUCUGUGACAUGCAUCCCGGGGCUUUCCCCCCGUUACCCGCUUACUACAACGCGGCUGUCGUCGCUUUCUCGAUGUGUCAAAGCGCAGUAAAUCCAUUCUGUUAUGCAGUCGCCCAACCGGCCAUACGUCAUGCCGUCUUCAAGAUACUCUCCUGUUAUCACUGUUGCUUCAAACCUCCAGAAUAGACUAUAUCUUUGUACAAAGUCAUCGGAACACACUGUCGUACAUUUGUAAGAUUCCGGCGGUCACCUUUCUUUCAGAAUUUGACUUUUAGUGCAUUUUCAAAUCUUCUUGGGUGUCCUUCAAAUUAGGGUGAAGGUGUUUGUGCUGAAGAGUUUCGAGCCGGUAUUUCAACGAAUGUUGCACCACGAUUGCAUCGCGUGUGUUGAAUAUCACAUAACUGCUCUAAAGAGUUUUGCUUUUCGUGAGGUAUAAUUUCACCAGGCCCAAUCAUGGAAAACCCCCUUUUUUAGCCGGGGCGCGAUGAAACUCCAGGUAGGAAUAAAGCUUGGAUGCAAACUAGUCAAG